AAAAGUAUCGCCAAAAUUUAGAUGAUUUAGUAUCAUCAACCGAUCUUGGUGAUAAAAUUAUUCAAAGAAUCAACGAAAUAAGCCAGAUGUCAAAUAUAGAAGAUGCGACGUGUUUUAUAAAAUCCUGGUAUCAGGAAGACGAUUUAUUUUCUGAAGAUCUUGAAGCGUCUAUGUUAAACUUUAUUAGAAAUUUGGAUGAAAAAAU
Molecule: messenger RNA, 205 nt
Organism: Racocetra fulgida
Lineage: Eukaryota; Fungi; Glomeromycota; Glomeromycetes; Diversisporales; Gigasporaceae
Source: the annotation of a GenBank genome assembly